Molecule: messenger RNA, 894 nt
Organism: Fragaria vesca subsp. vesca
Lineage: Eukaryota; Viridiplantae; Streptophyta; Magnoliopsida; Rosales; Rosaceae
Product: probable xyloglucan endotransglucosylase/hydrolase protein 16-like
Exons: 3
Coding region: 1-894 (297 amino acids)
Biological process (GO): xyloglucan metabolic process; cell wall biogenesis
Cellular component (GO): apoplast; cell wall
Molecular function (GO): xyloglucan:xyloglucosyl transferase activity; hydrolase activity, hydrolyzing O-glycosyl compounds
Source: RefSeq, a predicted model, not a curated record
AUGUCUUCCUCUAAGGUCUCAGUGAUGCUCUCCCUCUCUGCUGUGUUGUUAAGUUCCCUCCUGGCCAUGGCUGCUGCUGGCAAUUUCUAUCAAGACUUUGACAUCACGUUCGGCGAACAACGUGCUAAGAUACUCAACGGAGGACAGCUUCUCACACUCGACCUCGACCAGUAUUCCGGAUCUGGUUUCAAGUCCAAGAAUGAAUAUUUGUUUGGAAGGAUCGACAUGCAAAUCAGACUUGUUGCUGGCAACUCAGCUGGAACUGUCACUGCAUAUUAUUUGUCUUCUCAAGGUCCAACUCAUGAUGAAAUCGAUUUCGAGUUUCUGGGAAACUCAACUGGAGAACCCUACACUCUCCACACCAAUGUGUUCAGCCAGGGAAAAGGGAACAGAGAGCAACAAUUCCAUCUUUGGUUUGAUCCAACAAAGGCCUUCCACACCUACUCUCUUGUGUGGAACAGCCAACGAAUUAUAUUCUUGGUGGAUAACAUUCCAAUUAGAGUGUUCAACAACUUGGAGUCAGUUGGUGUUCCAUUCCCCAAAAACCAACCGAUGAGGAUUUACUCCAGUCUGUGGAAUGCUGAUGACUGGGCUACACAAGGUGGGCGUGUCAAGACUGACUGGACUCAUGCUCCUUUCACUGCCUCCUAUAGAAACUUCAAGGCCAAUGCUUGUGUCGCUGGCUCAUCUUCAUCAUCAUGCGGUGUCACCACUAGUGCUUCAACUAAUUCCUUAACUGAUCAACAGAGGUCAUGGCACAAUCAAGGUCUAGAUGCCGCAGGCCGAAACAGGAUUCGAUGGGUGCAGCAGAAGUUCAUGGUCUACAACUACUGUGCUGACCUAAAACGAUUUCCCCAAGGUCUUCCGGUGGAAUGUAGUCGAUCAAGGUUCUAG